Messenger RNA from Nematostella vectensis (starlet sea anemone), 3306 nucleotides. RefSeq lists its product as uncharacterized. Gene Ontology annotation, molecular function: aspartic-type endopeptidase activity. The record is from RefSeq and is a predicted model, not a curated record. The transcript has 2 exons. Lineage: Eukaryota; Metazoa; Cnidaria; Anthozoa; Actiniaria; Edwardsiidae. The coding region runs from base 1 to 3306 and encodes 1101 amino acids. Gene Ontology annotation, biological process: proteolysis.
AUGAUAGGAAUAUCCGGUACGGCAAACACAGAAGAACAAAUUGACGUUGACAAGCACCAGAUCACAAACAGGGCUAGUACAAGUAGCGUUGAAGAGACAAUUACAGCAGGAACCACAGGCGAUAGCGUGACACAAGAUAUCAGUAAAUUCAAAGCGUUGCAUGACGGAGAAGAUUCGCGCUUCUGUGAGCUUGUACACCUAGUAAGGCGAUCGUACAACACGCUGAAGGAAGUUGGUCUCUCAGGGGACAUGGACAACAGUCACAUGUUGUCUGUUAUUGAGCGCAAGAUGAGUGGUGAUGAUCGGAAAGUAUGGUCGCGCGAGCUCGUACGUGAUAAAAAAACAGCGACUCUCGAAGGGCUGUUACAGUGGAUGACGUCGGAAAUGAAGUCAAGAAUGAAAGCCACCGCAGCGGUACGCAGCGGCAAUACUACAUACCGAGGAGGAGUUUAUCAGUUCAAGGCUGACGAGCAGGAGAACCCCCGAUUUGAAUGUUGGCACUGCAAAAAUUCAGAGCACUGGCCAGACCAAUGUCCAAAGUUUGCGGCACUGACAUAUGAAAAGCGCAUGAAAACAGCCAAGGAAAAUCACGUGUGCUUCAGUUGCCUGAAAGUAGCCGGCCGCAAUCACAAAGCUUCCACCUGUAGCAGGAAAAAAGUAUGCAACAAGUCCGAAAACGGCGAACAUUGCCAGGCAUUCCAUCAUCCCUUGCUACACAAGACAAUUCCUGUAAGCGUCGGAACGGCUCUUGAAAGCGAAAAUACAAGCGUCAUCCUACCAGUGUUGACAGCGAACAUCCACGGUAAGAACGGUCUACAAAAGCAAGCUAACGUUCUGCUAGAUACCGGAACACAAAUAAGUUUAAUAAGGAAUGACACCGCGGAUUUACUAGGCUUAGUCGGAAAGGAUACAUACAUCACUAUCACCAAAGUAGGGGGAGAAGACGAGAGUAUGAAAACGAAGGUUUAUAAAGUUCCUGUUUGUUCCAAUGGAAGCAGCAAGACAUACACAGUAAAAGCUAUCGGCAUCGACAAAAUCAGCGACGACGUGAAGGCGGUAGAAAUGAAAAGCAUUGCAAAGCACUUGGGUCUGGAAAAUGAACGAAUCCGCCGUGAAAAAGGCCGCGUAGAUCUGCUUAUCGGAAUUGACCAUACCCAGCUACACACGGGACCAUCGAAACAAUCAGACAAGCUGGUAGCGCGCAAUACGCCUUUGGGAUGGGUAGUAUUUGGAGGCAGUGCAUCCGACAUGGAGGUAGUCAGUCAAGUAUACCACGUGGCUCUUGCGCCACAGCUGGACCUAGCGACAUUCUGGAAAACGGAGUCAAUGGGAGUUGAAGUCAAACCGUGCGUCUGUGAGGCUGAUAAGCUAAGUCAAGUGGAACGCGAAGAGACGGAAGUGAUUAGUAACUCGUGCAGAAAAGUCGGAAAUCAAUGGGAAAUCCCGUACCCGUGGAAAAAGGAUCUGAGUCAGCUCCCAGACAACAAACCAGCUGCAGUAAAAAGGUUGGAAGCGACAGAAAGGCGUCUGUUAAAAAACCCGGAUCACGCUGUCGCCUAUAACAAGCAAAUGGAAGAAAUGUGUGAGAUGAAUUUCGCAAGGAAGCUAACAGAAGAAGAAGUUAAAAGUUACCAGGGACCAGUGCAUUAUAUCAGCCAUCACGGGGUGGCACGGCCAGAGAGUGACAGCACCCCCCUGAGGAUUGUGUUUAACACGUCAGCAACCUACAAAGGGCAUGCAUUGAACGACUACUGGAUGAAGGGACCGGACUUACUGAACGACCUGUUCGGUGUACUUUUAAGAUUCCGGGAGGGGCAAUGUGCGGUGAUCGGUGACCUGUCAAAGAUGUACCAUAGAAUACUAAUCCCGGAAGCAGACCAGCACGUACAUCGUUACUUAUGGAGAAAUCUGGAGACAGAAAGACCGCCAGAUGUAUUUGUUAAGACGGUCCUCACGUUCGGAGACAAACCAGCACCCGCGAUGGCCCAAACCGCGUUACGUAAAACAGCUGAAGAAGGCGAGAAGGAGUACCCAGAAGCGGCCAAAGUGCUAAAGGAAGACACGUACAUGGACGACAUCUGUCACUCAGAAGAAACCCCAGAUAAGGUGCAACAACUGGUAAAAGACCUGGACAAGGUGCUACAGAACGGUGGAUUUCAUGUAAAGAAAUGGACGACGAGCAGAAGUGCAAAGGACGACGACGCCGCCGAGCUAGACCUGUUUAAGACAGAACACGAAGAGAAAGUUCUUGGAAUCGCGUGGGACAGUAAGACUGAUGUGUUGCGGUUUAAAGUACAGAAGCAAUCUCACAGCACUUCAGACGGAAAAGAGAAGGGUCCAUGGACCAAGAGAAAGAUCCUUAGCCGCGUAGCACGCCUAUAUGAUACAAUAGGAUACACAGCAGCCGUCGUCAUCAAAGCCAAGAUCGGAAUUCAGAAGAUAUGGCAGCUAGGCUAUGAGUGGGAUCAACCUAUAGAGCCCCCGCUUGCACAGACAUGGGAAGCUUUCUUCACAGAUCUAGACGAGCUUAAUAAGAUAGAGCUCCCGAGAUGUCUCACUCCACCAAACGCAGUUGGCCUGCCAACGCUCUGCAUAUUCUCGGAUGCAUCGAAAGAAGCCUUUGGAGCAGUUGCAUAUUUGAGAUGGCAGGCAAGCGUUGGGUCGUAUGAAGUGAGAUUUGUAGCAGCCAAAUCAAGAGUCGCCCCACUCAAGGAGUUAACAAUUCCAAGGCUAGAGCUCCAAGCAUCACUACUGGCAGCAAGAUUGCACCAGACCCUACAAGAGGAACUUCGCAUAGAAUGUGAAAAGGCUAUCCUGUUUACUGACAGUAUGAUUGUUUACUCAUGGGUAAGAGGGUCUCCAAGGAGUUUCAAGCCCUUUGUAUCUGCGAGAAUAAGUGAAAUCCAAGACAAGACCGACCCAAACCAGUGGCGCCACAUCCCCGGGAGUGCAAAUGUUGCUGAUGACGUCUCUCGAGGCCUAUCUGUUCAAGAACUCAAGGGAAGGUGGACUCAAGGCCCAGCCUUUCUACAUAGCAAUGAAGAUGAAUGGCCACAGGAAGCCAAGUAUCAGGAACCAGAUAACGAGUCCGACAAAUCGGAGAGACGAAAGGAGAAAGUAUGCGCAGUGACAGGAAGAGCAGAAGAGGCGAUCGAUGUCAGCAAGUUCUUUGAAUGGAGAAGACUCGUCCGUGUAACAGCUAGAAUUCAAAGGCUGGCAGAGAAAAUCAGGUUGCGAAAGUAUGAACAAGAAGGAAGGCGAGGCCCCUUGGCGCCAGAAGAACUGAAAAAGGCGGAAGAACACUAG